Messenger RNA from Pteropus alecto (black flying fox), 3604 nucleotides. RefSeq names its product apical junction component 1 homolog (gene AJM1). The record is from RefSeq and is a predicted model, not a curated record. The transcript is spliced from 3 exons. The coding region runs from base 994 to 3342 and encodes 782 amino acids. Gene Ontology annotation, biological process: cell-cell junction organization. Gene Ontology annotation, cellular component: apical junction complex; plasma membrane. NCBI's taxonomy places the organism in Eukaryota, Metazoa, Chordata, Mammalia, Chiroptera, Pteropodidae.
CACACCACGUGGCCUUGCAGCCCGGGCUUGGUUUCCAGGUUGCAGCACAUUGCUGCAAAUCUGGGGGUCACUUUCCAGGCCCUGUCAUGAGCUUGGUGGGCUUCAUCCACCCAAGAUAGCUGGAGUCAGAGGUUUCUGCAAAAGAAAGGGCGUUUUAGGGUCCAGGUAUGCUCUUUGAGGACAUUAUUCUGGGUUGAGCCAUAUGAAGAGUCAAGGGUGGGAUGUACUAGUUCAUCAGCCUAGGGGCCGGGACUGGACCUGAUGGGGCCACCUCAGGGAUACUGGGGUGGGGCUUGGCACAGGGGACUGUCCCCAGUGCAGCAACCCUUGUGGUGUUGGGGUACCAUGCCCAGCCUGGUCAGCAAGUGGAGCAGAAGACUCAGUGACUGUGCAGAGCUGGCUAAAGCUAGGACCAAGGAAGGGCUCUCUCUGCACAGGACGCUAAGAGGGUGCUUCUGUUACUGAUGGGUUUUGUAGAGCCAACAACCCUAAAGAAGUCUCUACAUAAGGCCCCAAAUGAGCUCGCAGUUAUUCCAGCCAUGGGCACUAGGGGGCAGCCCUGGGACCAAACCCCUACGCGAUCCAGUCCCAGGAAAGGGAGUCUAACCAAGCCUGCCCAGUUGUCACUACUGGAGCCUGGGCCCAGCAGCUGCGGAACCACAGCAAUGGCAUGGCCUUUCUAGCUGACCCAUUCCAGCAGAAAGUGGCCCAGAAAGAUGGGGCGUAGGGAGGGCAGCGAGGACCUGAGUGGCUGCACAGCUGAGUUACUCCUGCAGGUGCUUCUGACGCUGGCAUGGAGCAAGUGCCUGCGGCCUCAGCCAAGGCCGGAAGCCAGGGCUGCUCGGCCCACUGCGCCCCAGGUAAGUCGGGCCAGUGCGGGGGGUAGCUGGGGCCCGGCUGCAGAGAGGCCGCCCUGACCCGUGUCUCCUCCCAGGGCAAAAGCCCCACAAGGCCUAGUGAGCUGCAGCUGCCAGCCUGGGGAUCCCUUUUAAGAUGACCCGCACGGACCCGCCAGACCUCCUGGUGUCGACCGUGUAUCAGGACAUCAAGGUGGCGGCCCCGGGGCCAGCGUCGAAGCGCCCACCAUGUGAGCGCUCCGUGGCCCCGCCUGCUGCGCCUGCGCCUUUCAACAAGCGCCACUGCCGCAGCUUCGACUACCUGGAGGCGCUGGACGGGGCGACCAUGGAGGCCCUCCCUGAGCCGCCACCUGCAGAGCCCGCAGGGCCCCGCGCCCGGCCCCGCGACGACCACGCCCGGGCCCGCGCCGUCCCGCAGAUACACGGCCUCACGGUGCCCGGGCCCCGCCACGUGGCGCUCUCGCGCACCCCCACCCCCAGUGACUCGUACUGCGUGGACCCGCGGGCGCUGUAUUGCGACGGGCCCCUCCCAAGGCCCCGAGACUACACAGAGCGCCCCAGUCUACCCUUCACCACCCCGCCGGGCCCCACCCAAUUCUUCUACACCGAGGAGCCCGAGGGCCACCCCGGCGGCUUUAUGGCCAGCCCCGGCCCUCCCUUUGACAGCUACUUCCACAGGCCCUUUUCAUCAGAGGAGGCCCCAGGGCCCAGUCCAAGGCGCGGGGGCGGCUACUAUGCAGAAGUGCGUGCCUUCCCAGUCCAGGAACCACCCUCCCGUUCCUACUACGGAGAGGCUCCCAGAGCCUACGGCCCGGCCUGGGGCCCCCGCUAUCCUCCCGGGGAGCCCCAGGUUCAUCCCGCCGCCCGAACUUUUUACACAGAGGACUUCGGACGGUACCGCGACCGUGAAGCCAUGGCGCGGACUUACCCACACCCACGAGGCAGCCAGGCCUGGGGUGACUGGGGCCCGCGGCCUUACCGCACCCUGCAGGUGGCACCUCCCCCAGAUCCCGGCCCGUUGCUCGCCUCCUGGCACGGAGGCAGUGGCACCAGCCCACCUCGUCUGGCCACCGACAGCCGCCACUACUCUCGCUCCUGGGACAACAUCCUGGUGUCCAGUUCGCGCCGGGAGGACGCACUGGGCCGAGGCCGCAGCUACGAAAACCUGCUGGGGCGUGAGGCACGGGAGCCGCGGGGCGCUUCCCCCGAAGGCCGGCGCCCGCCGGUCGUCGUGAACCUGUCCACCUCCCCCAGACGCUAUGCGGCGCUGUCACUGUCCGAGACGUCGCUGUCGGAGAAGGGCCGCGUUGGCGAGGGCCCAGGCCGCAAUUGGUAUGUCACGCCAGAGAUCACCAUUACGGACAACGACCUGCGAGCCGCCGAACGCCCAACAGCCCGGGGCUGGGAGCUGCCCGGGGGCCGCCCACGGCCGGCUGUGCCCGCCGGCCCUACCUCUGGCCGUCAGCCCGGCAGUGCUGAGGAGCCCGCGGGCCCAGGACAGGCGGCCGACGCGUCCCCUGAGCCCAGCGCUGACGAGGACGACCUGAUGACAUGCUCCAACGCGCGCUGCCGGCGCACAGAGACCAUGUUUAACGCUUGCCUAUAUUUCAAGUCCUGCCACAGCUGCUAUACCUACUACUGCUCGCGCCUGUGCCGCCGCGAGGACUGGGACGCGCACAAAGCGCGCUGCGUGUACGGCCGCGUGGGCAGCGUGUGCCGCCACGUGCUGCAGUUCUGCCGCGACAGCGGUCCGGUGCACCGCGCCUUCUCGCGCAUCGCGCGUGUCGGCUUCUUGUCCCGCGGGCGCGGCGUGCUCUUCCUGGGCUUCCCGAGCCCUGGCUCCGCAGACAACUUCCUGCGCUUCGGCCUCGAGGGGCUGUUGCUAUCGCCCACUUACCUGUCGCUGCGCGAGCUGGCCACGCAUGCGGCACCCCUGGGCAGCUACGCGCGUGAGCUGGCAGCCGCCGGGCGCCUCUACGAGCCAGCCGAGUGCUUCCUGCUCAGCGUGUCGGUGGCAGUAGGGCCCGGCGCCACGCCCCCCGGCAGCCUUGCUCGGCCCGCGCCGCGCAGCCCUGGGCCCACGGUGCGCAAGUUCGCCAAGGUGGCGCUGGCGGCCGGCAGCCCGGCGCGGCCACCCCUGGCCCGGGGCCACGAACCCGACAUGGAAACGCUGAUUCUGACGCCACCUCCAGGCACGGUGGGACUGGACCAAGACGGGGAGGCGGGCCGGCGCGCGCGCGAGGUAGCCUUCAUUCACAUCCAGCGCGAGCUGCGGCUGCGCGGUGUCUUCCUGCGCCACGAAUUCCCGCGCGUCUACGAGCAGCUCUGCGAGUUUGUAGAGGCCAACCGGCGCUUCACGCCAACCACUAUCUACCCCACUGACCGGCGCACCGGUCGCCCCUUCAUGUGCAUGAUCAUGGCUGCCUCCGAGCCUCGCGCACUCGACUGGGUGGCCAGCGCCAACUUGCUCGACGACAUCAUGUGAGCCGCAGGAGCUCGCCAGGAACCCACCCAACCUACCCAAGACCGAUCCAGUCCACCUAGGACUGCCCCCGAGCCCCGCCCAACUCACUCAGGCCCAGCCCAGCCCGCUCAGGCCCCGCCCAGUCCACCCAGGGACGCCCCGAGCCCUGCCCAGCCCACUCAGGACUUGCUCAGUCCAUUCAGACUUCGCCCAGUCCACCGAGGGCCCACGGCCCGCCCAACCCACUCAGGCCCCACCCAGUCGGCCCAGGGUCCGCCCAGCC